UUCAUCACUCCCUGAGCCGCCUCAGACGCCCUGCGCCGCAUACGAGUAUUGCCCUCAACAGCCUCACAAAUCCAGUCUGAUUGUGUGCGAUCCCCUGUGCCGUCUUAUUCUUGUUCAACUAUAUAUUGCGUCUUCGUCGCCUUUGUCCACAGCUUCCGCGCCUACCUCUGUUUGCGCAACUUGUGCACCCUCCGCCGCUCUGAGUCUCAGGCAGUAUCGCGUCUAAGCCACAGCCUCGUUUACGUCGCCUCUUCCAACAUGUCGGAUCAUGAGUUUGGAGGAAGCAACGACGACUUAUCGCUGCCCAAAGCCACUGUCCAGAAGAUUGUCAGCGAAAUAUUGCCUCCGCAAACGGGUGUCUCCUUCGCAAAGGAGGCCCGUGACCUGCUCAUAGAAUGCUGUGUUGAGUUCAUCACCCUCAUCUCUUCCGAGGCCAAUGAGAUCUCAGAGAAGGAGGCCAAGAAGACGAUUGCGUGUGAUCACAUUACAAAGGCACUAGAACGGCUUGGGUUUUCUGAUUACGUGCCUGCUGUUCUAGAAGCCGCAGCCGAACACAAAGAAGUUCAAAAGGGGCGAGAGAAGAAAGCAGACAAAUUUGCCAAUAGUGGCAUGUCUAUGGAAGAGCUCGCUAGAUUGCAGGAAGAGCAGUUUGCCGCGGCCAGGCAGCGCCACACAUGAUGGGAUUUUGCUAUGGUGAUAUCUUGAGAGAAGGCGUCAAGGUGGGCAUUGCUAGGCGUUUUUUGUUAUAAACGGUGAUGAGGGUCGGUAGACAGGUCAGGACUCUGAUUUGGGCCUUCGUUUCCAGGAGUUGGGUUCGUCAAUACUAUUCUUUUUCUGCUC
Trichoderma virens Gv29-8 is the source of this 840-nucleotide messenger RNA. RefSeq lists its product as uncharacterized. The record is from RefSeq and is a predicted model, not a curated record. Lineage: Eukaryota; Fungi; Ascomycota; Sordariomycetes; Hypocreales; Hypocreaceae. Bases 259 to 678 code for a protein of 139 amino acids. Gene Ontology annotation, cellular component: negative cofactor 2 complex. Gene Ontology annotation, biological process: RNA polymerase II preinitiation complex assembly; chromatin remodeling; positive regulation of transcription by RNA polymerase II. The transcript has 4 exons. Gene Ontology annotation, molecular function: general transcription initiation factor activity; protein heterodimerization activity; TBP-class protein binding.